AUGGACCCACCUCGGUCGCGUAAAUCGCGCAAAGGGGAGAAGGCUUCCAGCCGUCCGUUUUAUGCGACGGACGGUCCUACAAGUGCAAACAUCGUCUCGGAGGCCAGAUCAUCUCUUCGUUCCCUGGACACAAAAAGGCCUUUUACACCGGUCGAAUCAAACAGGACGCUCUUUGGAGGCAGCUCGUCUAAGCCUUAUGAAGGAAGACCUCCUUCUGCGUUCAGGUAUCGUCAUCUUAAUAUUCUUUGACAGGCGUUCAAUUAUUGUUUACUGUUAUUUGCCAAAUGUCAGCAGAAACUUUUAAAAUUCGAUUAUUGCCAUGUUUAUUAUCAACACUGCAAAGCGCAAGGACUCUUAUCGUAUUUUGAUAAUACCAUCUGAUUUCUACAACAGUCCAUUUUGGUUAUGGACACCUGACACGAACUUAAUUAUUUUAACCUUGCACCGCACUAUUGCUGGGGGGAUGUUAAAAGUUAUGCACUUUGCCCGCUAGCGCAAAAUUAUUUUUAUCUACCCGCUAAUCUUUUGUACAGUUUCUUUUUUCGGAUCAUUUUAUUUCUUUGAUAUGAAAAUUUUUGCUCACACGGAGUGUGUGUUGUGAAUGAGCAUGUACAUAUUGUGGAUUGGAUGUGUGGAGAUGUUCUUAUGAUCUGUAAAUCUAUUCCCAAUGAAAUAGUAUCCACUAUCUUGUUGGAAUUUUUAAAAUCAUUAUGGAAGUGCUUAAAACCCAUACUGUAGAGCUUCAAAAGUAGCGACCCCAUUACUUUUGGAGACUGCAACUUUUGGGUGACUACUACUUUCGCAUAGUCAUUACUUUUGAGUAGCUAAAAUAUGUCUUUUUUUUAUUUAAAAAAAUUGACCUCGACCACUCAGUAAGUAUAAUGUUGCUUAGAUCCUUAGUGAAAACCCUCUGCAACUGGAAACAUGUUCCAUCUGUGUGAGGCUUGAGAGAAUGCGAUUUCUCUCUCAUGCAGGGUGCAAAGAAAGUCAGUUUUAGAGCUUGCCAUUUGGGCUAGCUGUAGCUAGCAUGUACUAGCCCAAACAUCACUUUAACUAGCCCCUAACGUUUUUUGAUGAGCAGGUUUGAUUACACAGUUCUUCUGCAAUUUGAAUUCUCAAAAGACUUCACUUGCCCACCGGGCAAGCUAAGAACAAAAUUCAUUAGCCCAAUAGCAAAAUGCUGUAGCCCCAGGCUAUUGGACAGUGUUUUCUUUGCACACUGCAAUGUUUUCUUCAGCUGUAUCUGUUUUUUUCGAAGAAGACGUUGUACAUGCAAACAAUUUCUGAAUCAAUUCAAAGCUGCUAAUUUGAAUUUGGAUUGGCUCAGCCAUCCUUCACACACCUGCCUCAGGCAUGAAAAACAGUUGUCACGUGGCAUUAAUUUAGAUGCCAAACUAACCAAAUAAAAAAAAUUUUACGGAUAUUUUAUUGUCAUGCGAUGUACAUUUUCACCUUUUGAAUUUAGUUUGGCUGAAAUAAUGAUCAGAAUCUGAAUCACUUCAGCCUGCAUAAAUUAAUUUUGGUCGUUCUAAAUUCAUAUUCAUUUUAGCUCAAGAGUGCAGUGCAACAUCUGAACUGGGUCUUAAAUUUGAACGUUAACCAAGAUAAUAGCAAAUGGUCCGCACAUAGUGUAUCGCACAAAGAUGAAAAUUUGUCAUGAUCAGCAUUAAUAGUUACAGAGUAUGUCAUAGCAAUGUUACAUUUUCUUAACUGUUUUACUAGCAGUCAUAUUUCUUAGGCACUGGGAGGUUUUUUUUUUCCAAAAUCAAUCAUUUGUUGUUGUUCCUCUAAUAGCUGCCUCAAUGUUGUAAAGCUUGACCAUAUUUAGAUCUAUGUGAGUGUUAUCAACAUAUUAAGGAUGAACUUUUAGAUCUUAAAAUACAGCACAAACUGAACAACCUCAACGAUUGGCAGAUAUCUCUAAAAAAAGGGGUGUGGAUAUGCAGUUUCACCUCAUAAUAGUUGCAUUCUAUUUGAAAACUUGCGUGAAAUGUUCUUAAGUUCUUGUUCCUGAUUGGCAUGCAUUGAAAGUGUCGUGAAAGUAAAAAAUCUUUAUUCAGGAAGAUGAAUAAUAAAUAGAAUUCAGGGCUCUAAAUUAAUGGUAACUUGUUAACCAACGGUUAGUAGUUUCCAAAGUUUGGUUACUAAAAUUGAGCCUUAGUAAUCUGACAUGGUUAGUAAAAAUUUCUGUUAUGGAAAAACUUUUAACAGUUGUUUGUUUUUGCAUUUUUAUAAGCUUGUGUUUUAUGUCAACAAUUUAUUGUUCUAAAAGAUAUGCUUACAGCAUAAUCAAACAAUAUGAAAACUGUGCAUUUCACAGAACUCUAGGUAACCAGGCUUUUGUUGGAUGGGGAGAUCUGGACACAGCUUUAAGAUGUCUCCGCCAUCCUUCUUGUUUCUGUGUUUGUUUUGUUUUCUUUCGAAAGUGGAUCAUUUGUGUACCUAUUUAUUAUGUAGAUCAAAUGCAGAAGUCCUUGGAUAGUUUUUUCAGAAGAAGGUCGCUGCCCGAAAUUUGUGUAGAAGAAAUGGAAAAUUGAGAAAAACAACAAAGAAGAAUUAGUGUAAUUUCAAACACUACAGAGGGUUUCUAGAAGGAGUGUGAAAAAGAAUGAAAGAACUUUCCGCCAAGAAUCAAAAAAGGCAUUCGCCUGGCUACAGUUCAAUGAGUCUAACAAACAACCUUUUGCAGUGUUUAUUACCUGUCCUCAUGUAACGUAAUUGAAAGGAAAAUCUAAAUAAGCUUUAAAUCGUCUAUAUUAAGCUUAAUUUGAACCAAUCCAUCCAUACAUUAGUUUGCCCCAUUUAUUAGCACUAUUUUCAAUAGUUAAAAUAUUGUUAGUUCAAGAACAGAUUGUAGGAUAAUAAAUCUAUAGUUUUAUUGUCUGGAACAGCAGCUUUUCAAUAAGAUUUCAAAGGGGCUGUUUCACAGCAGUCCAGUUCAUUUUGUUUAAUUUUGCCAAUUACUAGCCCUCAAUCGCUAUGGAACUUAAAGUAAGCAAAGAGAUUACAUGUAAAUGACAAAAUCAGAGAUCCGAGACAAACAAAUGUCUCCUGAGAAUUAUUUUUGAAGUUACAAGCAGCUGCCGCCAGGGAUCAACUUUGAAAAACUGUUAAGCUGAACAGUUUUCAAAAACCCUAAUUUCAACCGUUUCAGUCUUCUUCAGUUUUGCCCAUCCGUGGCAUCUGUUGUUUCUGUUAUGUUAUUUUAACAUUCCUUUAAAGUUUUAAGCCGUUAUUUUUAUGUACCAGUGGUUGUUUCAGUGCCUUUUUUAAAUCGUGAACUAUUUGUAAAAACCAAGGAAAAGAAAAGAGGGCAGUGAGUUCAUGUGAAAUAGCCGGCUGCCAGCUCUUAUUGAAAACCCUGAACAACACUACAGAGGAACCCUGUUUAAAUGUGACCACCAUUCACUUUUGGCGGUAUGAAUGGGUAGGUCAUUUGGCGAGGUUCCACCCUAUAAUAGCAAAAAGGGAAUCAAUUUUAAUUGUCCUUUGUUGCAGCCUAGGCAGCUAUCAGUCUGAGGGGGAAUCCUCUCGUCCUCCAUCAGGAAGAAGACUGACACCCAUAGAUAAUGCUCCUCAGAUAACUGUUGCUGAUUCAGUCAUACCUUCCCCGCCUUCUGGUCCGGUAAGUUUAAAACUCUCUUUUUUUAUGAUAGUGACAUCUCGACACUCAGAACUGUUGCCGGUGUGAUCAUAAGAUGAUUGACCCUUUGACCUUUUUAGUGGCCAAUUUCAGGUUAAAUUCACCAAAAAAAUCUUAAAAAAGUGCUUGAGUCUGUAGUUCCAUAAAAAUGGUUCAGGGUUGUUCUCUGUGGUGUGACUAUAAUUAUGUUAUAUUAUUGCAAUGUAUGUAUUACAUGCAGAACUCAGAAAAUACUAAGAGUAAAGAACAGGAUGAUUAGAAAAAGUUUUGUGUGGCAAUUUUUCCUUUCUUUUGUGUUAAAUACUUUUGUCUAAAGUAAAGGGUAAUCUAAUUCUAGAGUGCAUAUAAUAUACAUGUCUUGGGUGAAUAUGCUAUUAUCAUUACUAUUAUGAUAAAUGUGAAAAAUAAUGUCUGUGGAAAUCAUGCAGUAGAAGUAAGCCUAUUAUAAGUACUGUACUGUUCGUUAAGUAAUGCUGUUGUUCCUUACAGCCCUCAGGAAAAAACAGGAGACCUUUGAGGACAUCUCUAUCAUGUCCAUCUGAGGAGUUAAAUGCUGAGAAACUCAAUCAGAAACUACGUAAUGCUGUCAUUAGUCAGCAGGAAAAAGACUCUCAAAUCGAACUUUGUCCCUCUCCACCCAAAAGAGGAUCUCCUUCAAGAACCUCACCUGUUGGCGAUCCUUUUCGUCGCCAUUCUACAGAUACUUUUCCUGUACCCCCUGCCAUUCCCAGGGAUGUUGUUGGAGCAAGGAGAGUCAGGAGUGGGCCAAAGGAACGUAGCCCACCAGUUGUCGAUUCUGUCACACGUGUUAAGAGUGGUCCUCUGGAGCGUGGGGAUCCUUUUGUAACUUCAAAUGAUGUGUCAGUGGAGCAGACAUCGUCAGCCACAGGGAGGGGAAAGAAAGGAUCUGAGAGAAGUGGAAGUGGGGACAAACGGAAAAAGUCUAAAGGAACUCAGCAGGAGGAUGAUAAACCAAAGGAUGAACUAGUUAUGUAUUAUGAGGAAAAUGUCAAGCCUCUAUUAUCACAAAUGGAACAGAGAUUUGCAGAGAGAAAUGUUAAGGACCUUUGUCAAGAUUGUUUGAAACUUUGGAAUGCACUUGAAAAAAGAGGCCUCAUUGGAAAGGCCAGUGGAAGUUUCUCAGCACGGAGAAGAGGGGAGAUUUUACGGACAGUCUUCAAGUUUUUGGAUCUCAGUGAUCCAAGGUUAUUGUUAAGACUUGGCAAGUUAAUUCUUUCGGUAAGUACUGCAUGAGAAAAAAGUGAUGUAACUAUCAGGGGAAUCUUUAUGAAAAAUGAAAUUUUCGUACACAAUGAUUGUAUUAUUUAGUGGUUUUGGGACCCUUCCUUUCGGGGGAAACUGUAGAAAAGCUGCCAAAAAUAUAUAGUAGGAGAGUUGCUUAAGGUAAAGGGACAAAAUAAUUAUUAAAUUAAUGGUAACUAAUAUAUUUCAAUCAUCUUUUAUUAUUUGUUAAUUGAAUAUUUGUUUGAUAAAUAUUAAUUUACAGAAAUCUAGCCAUUAGGUUUCCUGAGGAUAGCAAUCUAAGGUUGUGCACUAAGAAAAACAACUAUUGUAUGUGAUACCAAAAGCUCUGGAUGUUGAAUGAAUUGAACCAACAUUGCCAGAGCUUUUCCCUGCAAACCUGUGUUUGUUUCAAACAGUCAGUCUCUAAACUUUGGGGGUGUUCAAUUGACCACAUUCUUAUACUCUGGAAAUCGUUUGUUUUGGCAUUCAUUGCAUUGCAGUAUCUUGAAGUCUGCUUGAAAUAAUUUAUUCCAAUGUUUGUAGCAUUUAGGUGGUCCAAAAGUCAUAGUACAGGAGAUUUGUAACAAAACUUUUGCGUGUUCUUAUUCCAGAACAUGAUCAAUCGAGUGCAACCUAAGUUUCCAAUUUCAAUUAUUAUUUGACAGGUCAGAACAUACCGGUACAACGUGUGUUACCAAAUUAUCAUUUUUUUCUGAUACAAAGCAUGGAAUACAAUGUAGAUGUAAAUAACAGUCAGUUUUCAUGAUAUUUUAAUCAAAGUUGUUUGUAUGUCAUGUAUAUUACAGAUGAAAGUCACUGGAAACAACUUGACAAACAUAUGUAUGGUUGUGUACAGAGUAGCAAAAACAGAGAAGAAUGAUCAGCUGUUUCUUGAAGAGGAUAUUUUAAGUGAGUAAGGUGGACUCCUCUGAUAGAUGAACAGUUAAUGCAGGUCCCCAAUUUUGAUCAUUGAGUUAUAACCCUAGUACAAGUGACACAGUUAUCUAAAUUAUGGAAAACAGGGCUGUCAUUAAGAGCCGGGGACUGGGGAUUUCCCCCGGCUACUAUGAGUGUGGCCCCCGCCUAUUUUUAAUGGAAAAUAAAGGAAAAUUAGAACCAAAAGAAACCCCUAGGUGAUUGAUUCGCCGCCUACUUGUUGUAUUUACCCAGCAACUCAAAAUCUUAAGGACAACCCUGGAAAAUGUGCCAUUUAUUAUCAAAGAAAAAUAAAACGUAAGUGUUAAAUUUUAAAUUUUUGUUGUUGUCUUUUGGACUCAAAGUGCAGGUACAGUCUAAAGAUAACACUUCUUUGAUACAUUUUACAUAUUUUCACAAGGUUCUAAAACCUGGCACAAAAUGAUUUUUAUCAAUAUAACAGGACUCUCAAUAUGAUUUCAAGUUGCCGGGCAAAUACAACAAGUAGCUACAUUAUAGGCAAGGAUUAAAACUUCUAGGGAGUUCUUUUGGUUUUAUUUCUAUUCCAUUUUCCUAUGAAAGUAGCCAGGGGACCAUGUUCAUAAUAGCUGGGGUAAAUUCUCCGGCCCCCUGCACUUACUGACAGCCCUGAAAAUCAAAGUGGUUGACAGUAAAAAAAGGUCCAAGUUUAUACUAUGUUCCCUUGCACACAGGUGAAAAAUAAUAGAUUUUGUGUAAAGAGAUUUUCUGAUUAUCGUCAAUGAUUAAAUGGUUGGGUCAAUUUUAAUUAUCUCUGAUUGUCGCUUAUGAAAUCUCAGCCAAUUCCCAGCACUUGUACAGCAUUGUUAUUUACCACUGAUAGUUGACUUAAUUUUUGGCUUUUGCAUUUGAACUUUUUUGUUGUAAUUUCUUCUUUGUGUUGCCCUUCUUUAGAAUGUUUGGUAGACACUAUAAAGAGCUGUGAGAUAGGCAGCCAUCAUGAUGCACUUGUAUACACAGCAGGAGCCAUGAAACAUCUCUCUAGCAACAAUCCCACAACUCAGAAGGAACUGGUUUCUCUUGAGGCAAUAGAGGGUUUGGCAGACAUUCUUGAUGCCAUCAGUAAAGAUGUAAGAGUGUGUACAUGACUUAACUAACAGCUUAAUCAUUAUUAAUGUGAAACUUGUUCUUCAUUGCCUACUAACUUGUUGUUCUAAAUAAAUGUUUCAGGUGUUGAUGACUAUGAAGGGAAAUUCACAGUUCACCAGUUUGCUUGUUCAGGUGAGACAAAAUUUUUAUUAAUUACUUCUAUUCAUGCCUACUCUCUAACCGGAUAUUAUGUUUGCCAUAAGUUAUUUCUUUUUUGUAUUAAAUCAAUAUUGCUGCUCUUAACUUAAACAUCACACUCACUGCAACAAGAGUUAUGUUAUGGCUGAUCUCACUGUCUUGCUGUUACAGGUGAUCAAAGUGGCAUGCUAAAGAUAAAACUAUACACUUUUUUGUGUGAUGUUAUGGUUAAGUCUUUAUUUCCUACAGCUGAUUCAAAACUUAAUUACAGCCUGGAGAUUUGAUAUGAAAUGGGACUGAUUUAAAGAUCUUCACAAUUAUGUAUGCAGUUGACAAAAAAAGGGUUUAAAAAAUCCAGCUUGGAUGCAAUGGGAUUUGAACUCAUGACCCUGCAAUACAGGUGCAGUGCUCUGACUGAGGUAUUAGGUCAACAGGGAGGUGCUCACCUUGUGAUUUCAUCAUAUGUGUAGUAUACCUGUAGAGAUGAAAAUAUGAAGUGAGCUAGGUGAUUAGAUGGCUGGGGUGGCUUACUGUACUAGCCAGUGAUUUUGGCUGGCUACUCAUUGAACUUAUAUCAAAGUGAAGUUAUUGUGGCAUAAAAGUCAAGUUAUUUCUUCCCCUGCAGGUAACUGGGGCUCUAAGGAAUCUUGCUGAUGUUACAGGUGCUGUGGAGACGUUCAUCAACACUGGUGUUGUAAGAAACUUGUCCAUUGUCCUUGGACCUUAUUCAUCCGAUAGUGAUGUGGUGUGGAAUGUGUGCAGAGCUUUAAGGUACAAAAUGAAUGAUGUGUCUUUGUGUGGUUUUAGGCAGUACCUGCUUCAUCCCUUCAAAGGUGAAAUACAGGGAAGUGGGAGCUCCCUGCAUGUUUCUGUUGGGAAUUAAUGCUUUUGAAAGUCUUAUCAUUUUUGCUGUAGUGAGUGAACUACAUUGUUGCAUGACUUGUUCUUUUAAUUUUUAUUUCAGUAAGUUAACGCUGUACACUGAAUGCUGCAUUGAACUGUCAGAGUCCUGCACUUGGCUUCAAGCUCUGCGGAAGAUCUUAUCAGAUUACGAAAAGAAGCAAGUAAGUGGAAGCAUUGGUAGUGGCUUGCAAAAUGUUUGACCAUUCCAUCGUAUUAUUUUGGUAACUGCAUAGCUAAUCACUGUUGUCUGAUCUUACUGCUUUCGAUGAAAUGCUUUUGUCACUGAGAGCGUUAUUUGGAAAUCUACAGGCUUGAGUUGUUCUAAAGGUGGAUAAGUACCCUAAAUGCGUGAUCCUCUGGAUAAUGCUUGUAAUACUUAUCUAAUUGGAUAGUGAUUUGUCCCCUGGAUAAGGCUAACCAAGGUUUGAACGACUGGGGUCAGAUGUAUAGCUAAUCUGAUGCAGUGCUCCAUAAUAAUUGUUUUUUAUUAUUAUUAUUAUGCAGGAGUUAGUGGUCCGAGUCUGUUUUAUUUUGGGGAACUUGGCAUCCAAGAGUGAGGAUGUCAGAGAUGCAAUUUUCUUUGAUGAUUCCUUCUUAGAAGUGAUACUAUCUGUGAUGCAGACAUACUUCAACUUCGAAAUGGAGGUAAGGCAUCUUAAUUCAUUCGACAUACAUAUUUGUUUUAAAGAUUAUGUUAUUGUCCUCUCCUGUAAGGAGCUUUUUGGGAUAAUCAAUGCAACCAUUAGAAACAAGUAUUUCUAAUGAAACAUACAUGUAACAAGUUUAUUCCAAGGUUCUAUUAAACUGGCAUGUAUGAAGGAGGUAGAUAAGCUGGUUAUUGUGCAGUUCAGCAAGUGAACUGGAGUCUUUUGAGAAAUGACAACUACAUUUUUUGAGGGAGGAACUGAAGAAGUUGGGAAGUCUUGUGCCCUGAUUCUGACUGACUCUUAUAUUUAAUGUUAAGUAGAUUUGUCCGUGUUACAGCCAGCUAAACAUCCUUCACUUAUGUGACAGGUCAUAUUUCCUUUGUCUUCUAUGGCUUGGAGACAAAGGAAAUUGAGAAUCAACCUAUUAAGGUAGUAAAUUAACCUGAAAUAAUCAAAUUUGACCUGUAACAUGUAUUAUUCUAAAGUCAGCAUGUAAGUUAGAUUAAGUGUUGUAAUUAGUUAUUAUAAUAAAUAAUGUAAUAUAAUCAUUGUUCCUGAAAAGCCCCUUUGUAUGUAUGUAUGCAUGUAUGUAUGUUAACUGAAUUCCCAGAGACAACUACAUUGGGAAGUGUUUAUGGUCAAUAUUGGCUCGUUGUAUGUAUUUAUUUUUUAAUUAAUUAAUUUAUUUGUUUUUAAACUACCAAAGGAGUUAAAAAAUGGACCAUCAUCUGAGCAAAAACAACUAAAUGGAGAAAACAAAGGUCCCAGCAGAAAUGAAGAUGUUCUCAUCAAGGUGUUUAUUACUUAGUAUUUUCUUUCCUCUCAUUUUCUUUCAAUUAACAUAAAUUCUUCUAAAUUUUGUUCUACCUUUUCUUUCUACAAUAUGUUUUUUGUUCAAAACGAAGGAAUUGAAUGAGAAUAAUCAUUGUAAACUACGUUUGGUAAAACUGUGAAAGGUUUGAACCCAGAAAAGAAAGCUGGUGUACUACCUUAGAACAAACCCCACUGAAUCGUAGUCAACAGUUACUGGCACUGCAGGGCUGUCAAAAAGUUUUUAAGUAGCAGGCUGAAAAUGAAUAGUAGGCGGUUUUGGAACUCACAACAAAGGCACAAGUUCUUGAGGGCCGAGGCAUCUAGGGACAUUAGGAAAUUAGAGUCUCGGAAAUGGCGUUUCCAGAGGUUUUCAAGAGGUAUUUUUAACCGCGAACACCAUCGUGUUUCGUCAGAAUACACAAAAGACUGAGAAGAAUGCCAUCGAAAUGUCCGAGGCAUUCCAAGACAUUGCAUGCUUCGAACGUUUUACAGAUCUAAACCUGUUAGAAUAUACGUUCAAUCUCAUUCAAAACUGGGAAAUGGAUGCUGUACAAUUUUUUUUCGAUGGUGCUUGUUUUUUGUUAGCAUUUAUGGUAGAUAAGGAGAUGAAAGUAGCCCGCUAAAGAGCGCUAACUGGCCGGCAGUUUUGGCCGGCCACCGGCCCUUAUUGACAGCCUUUUACUGUACAAACAACUUAUUGAUUGAAUCAAAAUUAACUAUGAGAGAACGACUGGACAACUGACAAUUUGACUGAAAAUAAACGACUGGUUACAGUGACAAUAGGUGGAUCGAAGUGCACCAAUGACAUUAUGAAGCUUCAUAGCCUAUAACAUCACGGCUUAACUGACGGGCGCCCAAUAACUUUGCGACUUAAUUGACCAUUCAGGGCAAUAACCAGUGUUCAAUACCAUCAACUGACGUGAUACAACUCACUUUGACUACCUCACAGGUUGUUGAAAUGUCAGUCACUGUCAACAACAGUCCUACGUUCAGGAUUACGUUCACCCAGACGAUCAUACCCAACCUACUUAUGAUAUGUUUGGUAUAUGUGUUACUUUCAGGCUGUCAGAGUUAUUGCAAACCUGUCCAUUAGUCCAGAGGCAGGAGCUGGUUUGGCUGCCAGUGAACACUUAGUUGAUCUUUUAAUUCAUAUACUUGGUACGUAGAAUGGCAUUAAACAUUAACUUUGAUUUUUGUUUUAUUAAACUAGUCAACUGUUUAUGAUGUAGUUGUGUAACUGUCAAUCAUAGUUUUGAAAGUUAAUUCAAUUUUGUCACUGGGUCAGUGGGUGGGUGAACAAUGUUUCUCCAUUUGGCUUUCUGAAUAAAGUGUUAGGAGAAGAUAGUGUGUUAAGAAGGGGCUUGUAGAGUAAUAAGGAAUUAACUUUGAGAGAGAAUGAGAGAAAGUGAAAGGUUCUCCAGGUAUAAGCCAACAUAAACACUUUUUGGAUAACUCAGAGUCACUUCCUUCAGCCUCGAUGACAACAAUCCCCAAAUACUGAAGUUCAUGAGGAUUUUUAUGAUGCAUGUUUUCACAGUGAUGUGAUCUUGACAAGAACCUGUUUGGUAUAUCAUUUUUUUUUUUAAUAUUUCAGAGGUGAAGGAAGCAUCCCACAGUGAGGAGCUUGUUCUUAAUACAGUAUCAACUCUCAACAACCUGUCAUUUUACAAUGAUGCCGAAAGUAUUGUGCAACAGAGACAAGUACAAAUUACUGAAAGUAAGCCUACUAUUACUAUCUUUGUUUUAAAGAAUAAUUGUCUCUAUUCUUGAUUGUUUACUGAGUGAUUAGCCUGAGGAAAUGGCCAACAUUUUGCAACGGCACCACUGGCUUUCCCCGCAAUAUGACGUCUGAGGAGCAAGCACAGAAAUUCCGUACUAAUGACUUGUCACUGCCCUGAUUCCGAUUGGUUGAAGCAAUUUUUUCAACUAAUCAGAAGCACUGUGGUGUGCCAUAUUCUUUUUUAGAAAACGUUUGCAAUAUAGCAUAACAACCUGUUAGCUAUUUUUUCCAUCUCUUCAGUGUGGAAUGUGAGACCAGUUUUCUUCAGAAAUGUUUUAUUUCCUUUGCCAUCUUGUUUUAGUGCUUAUUUCCUUGCUGAUGCCAGAGAAUAUGGAUGCCAUGGUGGAAGCCAGUCGUGUAUUUGGUAAUUUCUCGCGAUCCAAGGAAGUCAGAACUUUGCUUGCAGAACAUAAAGGUUAACUAUUAAUGGUCUGCACUCUAUAAUCGAACUCAAAAUAUUAUUUCUAAAUACAUGAUUACAUGAAGCAUUGUUUAAUAAAUUAUAAAAUGAUUCAUGACAUAUGUGUUUGCGGGGCAAGGGUGGUACAAUUGGUUAGUGUGCAGCCUUUGGUGCACGAAGUCCCAAGUUCGAUCCCCAGUGACCUGCACAUCCUUGUUUCAACUUCUCUCCUUUCUCUGAAGUUUUAACUAAUUUUAAAUACCCUUAAAACGGACCGUUGAUGGAGAGAAGGGGUAAAAUGAGUGCACCAUUGACCUCAUGUCUAUCAGUUGAAUUACUGUGGCAAGUUAUUGAUAUAAAAUAUGGUUGCUUUACCUUCUUUCUCCAUCAAGAGAAACAUCGCAAAUAUUGUUACCCUAUUGUAGGACCAUGAAUCCCAAAAACACGUCUUUAUUGGGCAGAAUAUACACUAUGCAGAUCAAUUUAGGUUACUGGGAAACUGCCCACCUACCCCUCCCCUGAGCCAACAUUAACACCUCUCACUCAGAGAAAAUCUUAGCUUAGGGGAGAGGUAGGUGGACAGCUUCCCAGAAACCUGAAUUGAUCACUCUAGGCAUACCCCACAUAACGGUAGGUAUUUGAGGGCGUACCCAACAGAUCAAGACGUUUUACAAUGUGUGUUGAUUUGUGCGUGUGUUUUGCUGUUGGUGUAGUUGAUGAGAUCAUGAUAGCUUUGCUGGAUGCUGGUGAAAGAGAAACUGUGUUUACUGCAUGUGGUGUACUCAUCAACCUCAUGAUCGAUGAAGAAAUAAAACCCAAGUUAAAACAAGAAGAUGGAAUAAAAAAGUAA
Porites lobata is the source of this 12462-nucleotide messenger RNA. Lineage: Eukaryota; Metazoa; Cnidaria; Anthozoa; Scleractinia; Poritidae. The record is from the annotation of a GenBank genome assembly.